AUGGCCAAGCGCCCAAGCAACCUCGCAAGCACUUCCCCGCACGCUUUUGCCGCCCAGGCCCCGGACCCUUGCGGCUCCAACGGCACGCCACCGUGGAUUGCUGCAACACAAACAAGAAUAAAAGGCCUCCUCUUCUUUGUGUGUGCCAUGGCCCAUAGCCGGCACACUGCAUACGCACGAGAGCAUCCACCCGCCCACGCGCCGCUCCACGGCGUGCGUGCGAGCGAUCCGCGAGGCAAUCUCUUUUCGCAGUCGAUCCUCCACACCGCACUCCUUUCGCCGGCCAACGCCAUCGAGCCACAUUCAAUCUAUUCCGACUGCCCACGGAGGGAGAUGCGUACGGAUCGCCGGCCGCUAUCCCAUCCCGCCUCCAUGUUUGGACUUUUUGGCUUGCCAUCCCUCAAGCCUCCCGAUCCCGUGGCGCUGGCUCGUCGUACCCUUUAUUUUCUGGCCUGUCCUGCCCUGCGUGAUUGUAGAUGGUGA
Aplosporella prunicola CBS 121167 is the source of this 483-nucleotide messenger RNA. RefSeq lists its product as uncharacterized. The record is from RefSeq and is a predicted model, not a curated record. The transcript has a single exon. Lineage: Eukaryota; Fungi; Ascomycota; Dothideomycetes; Botryosphaeriales; Aplosporellaceae. Bases 1 to 483 code for a protein of 160 amino acids.